Molecule: messenger RNA, 761 nt
Organism: Staurois parvus
Lineage: Eukaryota; Metazoa; Chordata; Amphibia; Anura; Ranidae
Source: the annotation of a GenBank genome assembly
AUGCCCUGGUCUUUUUUUAUUGUGUUCAAAUGGAAAGUAUAAACCAUUCUGUGCAGUUCACAUCUAUGCAGUCUUCAGUGACUGUGUUUGUUUUGGCACAGCAGCUCAUUCUGUAUAUAUGGGCUCUGCACAGUACUACUUGUCCUGUAUGCCAGGUAUAAUUCUCGGUAUCUGUUCUUAUUCUGUAUGUAUGGACUCUGCACAGUACUACUUAUCUUGUCCUGUAUGCUGGGUGUAAUUCUCAGUAUCUGUUAUUAUUCUGUAUGUAUGGACUCUGCACAGUACCACUUAUCUUGUUCUAUAUGCCGGGUGGAAUUCUCAGUAUCUGUUCUUAUUAUGUAUGUAUGGACUCUGCACAGUACUACUUAUCUUGUCCUGUAUGCUGGGUGUAAUUCUCGUAUCUGUUAUUAUUCUGUAUGUAUGGAUUCUGCACAGUACCACUUAUCUUGUUGUAUAUGCUGGGUGGAUUCUCAGUAUCUGUUCUUAUUAUGUAUGUAUGGACUCUGCACAGUACUACUUCUCCUGUCCUGUGUGCCAGGUAUAAUUCUCGGUAUCUGUUCUUAUUCUGUAUGUAUGGAUUCUGCACAGUCCCACUUCCCUUGUCCUGUAUGCUGGGUGUGAUUCUCAGUAUCUGUUCUUAUUCUGUAUGUAUGGACUCUGCACAGUCCCACUUAUCUUGUCCUGUAUGCUGGGUGUAAUUCUCGGUAUCUGUUAUUAUUCUGUAUGUAUGGACUCUGCAUAGUCCCGCUUCCCUUGUCCUG